Messenger RNA from Truncatella angustata, 2031 nucleotides. RefSeq names its product heterokaryon incompatibility protein-domain-containing protein. The record is from RefSeq and is a predicted model, not a curated record. The coding region runs from base 1 to 2031 and encodes 676 amino acids. NCBI's taxonomy places the organism in Eukaryota, Fungi, Ascomycota, Sordariomycetes, Amphisphaeriales, Sporocadaceae. The transcript is spliced from 3 exons.
AUGAUUACGCUUGGAGGCCCAGAGAUUCUACAGCCAACUACCAGUUGCGAUCGACACCAGCCCUUGAUUGCUUCUGCAUUAAGCCUCAGUGCCUAUGAGCUCUCCAAUGUCGCCAGCUUUGUCCAAGUCGUCCAGAUUCACCGGAAUCCACUCAACAUGUCUUCGAUAAUCGAUGGAAGGCCUCCGGCUGAGGCGAGGAAUUACCCUCGGUUUGGAAUGUAUCUUGUGACGAAGCCAGGGAACUCAGGCGAGUUGAUCAGUGGUCGAGUUCUUGAUCCUCAGUGGAUAAACCCAGGUCUUUUAAGUCAAUGGAAAUCCGACUGCGACAGUCUCCAUCAAGGUUUAUGCAAGAGUUUUUCGCAUGGACCAUUCUUAUCUAUCAGGCCUAUCUGGCUCGUGGAUGUUGCGCGCCGCUGUCUUGUUGUAGCUCCCGGUGGCUGUUCUUAUGUGGCUCUGAGUUAUGUGUGGGGUGCCACGCAGUCUCUUGAAACCACCACCGCUAACCUCCGCUCUCUUCAGCAAGUUGGUUCUCUUGUUGUGAAGCACGCAACCACACCAAUUGCAAAAACGAUAAGGGAUGCGCUAGGGGUAGUCGAGUUACUAGGCGAACGGUAUCUCUGGGUUGAUUCCCUUUGCAUUGUUCAGGACGACGAGAAAACAAAACACACGGAAAUGACCAAGAUGGCAGCAAUUUAUGCCAAUGCGUCUGUUACAAUUCUUGCGAUUCAAGGAAAGAACGCAGACAGCGGGCUACGAGGCUUUCGAGUUCACUGCUUGAGCAAAGGAGUCACAUUGAUCCAGACGCCAAUCAAUGGGCCCACACUUGAGUUAAGGAGUAAACAGCCAGUGUGGGAGAAUAGGGGCUGGACUUAUCAAGAGCAGAUGUUCUCUAGGCGGAGGCUCGCGUUCGACUCCGGCUCUAUUCGAUGGGAGUGCGCGGAGGCUAUUUGGCGCGAGCAUGUGUUAUUUCGGCCAAUGAUUCCUGACUUGUCAAUGCUUCAAACUCUUCUCAGUAACUACAACAACAGAGAUCUAACGUACCCAGAAGAUGCUCUCAACGCAUUCGCGGGCAUUUCUUAUAUAUGCAGCCCUGCCUUCGCCGGCGAAUUUGUUUCAGGGCUCCCGACGGCAGUUUUUGACAUAGCCCUCCUAUGGCAACCGCAAAGCGCAAAGUUUCACAGAAGAACAGCCAAAAGCCAGAACAUCAAUUAUUGUCUCCCGAGUUGGAGCUGGGCAGGAUGGACUGGGACCGUUCAUAUGGAAUGCGCAUCUGCAUCUGAUUUCUUGAAAAGCACUCCUAACGGAAAAGUCAGUGCACUAGACUGCCACAUAAAAAGACACCUAAAUUGGAAGUAUCAUGAAGGUAUCGACUCAGUUGGUAUGCCGAUCCAUACAAGCAUUCUGGACGACAAAGAUGCCUGGCUCAAAGGAGAUACAUCCAAUAACAGCGGCUGGUCUAUAUACUCCACAUCAGAAAACUCGCAAUCGCCACUCUGGCCACCUAACCUCAGAACACAAUUUUCACACUUCUAUACACAUACCGCCCACCCAGGUUGUGAGUUCUGGUAUCCAAUUUCAAUAAUGGAAUCCAACGAUGCUACACCUGGGAUCGUAGCACCAUAUCUCUCUACCAGAACUCGGCGGGGUUGUCUUUCUGCUAAGGCAGAAGCCGUGUCAUCCACAUUAGAUCGCCCUGUAUUAGUACUAAGGAACCAACGUGGUUCCUACGCAGGCGUAUUAUUACCAGAUAAUGCAAUUGAUGGGCAGAAAGAGGCACUCGAAGCUCCCGCCAACAAAAUAGAAGUAGUGGAGAUUGCAACAGGGGUUUUUAGGGACGUUCCAAAUAGUUGGCCCGGACUUCCUGAGUAUAAUCAUAAAGAGAGACCAAGGGCAGGCGGAUGGUACAAUUUUUUCUGGGUAUUGUGGGUUGGCUGGCAUCGCGGCAUAGCAUAUCGCAAGGGUAUCGGCAGAGUUUAUGAGGCAAUAUGGAAAGAGGAAAGAGGAGAGAUAUUUGAUUUUAUGAUCGGUUGA